Molecule: messenger RNA, 915 nt
Organism: Phytophthora nicotianae INRA-310
Lineage: Eukaryota; Oomycota; Peronosporomycetes; Peronosporales; Peronosporaceae
Exons: 3
Coding region: 1-915 (304 amino acids)
Source: RefSeq, a predicted model, not a curated record
AUGAGCGUCGCACCAACAAUUGAUAAAAAAGAAGGUGCCGUCGUGGAAGACGCGCUUCAUGCCUUCAGCCCGGAAGCCAUGCAACUUGUCAGGAGCAUCAUGUUUGCUUUGCCAGACUUCAACGCUGAGCUGUUGGAGCAACCUCGCGAGGUCAGCUACCAAGAGUACUUCAUGCGCUUUCAGUGCAAGUACGCUCAAGACCAAGACUUGUCCUUUAUGGACUUCUUCAAAAACAUCGCCCACACAGACUUCGUGAAGCAGUUUGUGGUGCCGUUCGAGAUGCUCGUCAAGCUCGGAGUGGUGUCCACCAAAACAAACAAGGUCAAGACCGUGAUUGAAACGCACCAUCUCGUUGAAGGCGUGGACUACAUUUCCAUCGAGACCGAAGUGGUCGACAGCAGCACGGGGCAGAAAGGCGUCCGCUACUUGCUGCGCCCCGGGGCGUUCAAGCGGCUGCUGAUGCGGAUCCGGAAAUACAAGGGCCAAGCGAAGGACCCAUCGGUUUACUGCGACUACUUCAUCCUCGUGGAGCAAGUCCACCAUAUGUACCUCGACUACGCCAGCAGGUUCAGGCUGCGAGACCUCGAGGCCAAGGAGGAAGCCAUCCAGCGGCUGACGCACGUGACCAAAUGCCUCCGGUCGCGGUUCGCGGAGGAAUCCACGCAAAGCAAGCUGACGGAGCGGCGGUUGGAAGACAAGAUCGACAAGCUGCAAAACGACAUCAAGGAGGUGGGCGAGCGAAAGGAGAUGCUGAAGGCCAGACUGGCCGAGGUCGAGGCCAAGUACCAAGAUAUCGCGAAAGAGCACGCCGUGCUGGCGACCGCGGUGGAAACCGUUAACGACUACGCGCUCGACGACGCCGCCCACCUCUGGUUCGCCAUCGUGAGCCGCACCGACGAGGCCGGCUCAAUCUGA